UGGGCUAAUCACACACCCUGCUGAAAGCUUCAGCUCGAGAGUGCACACACAGGGAGGACACAGCAGGAGAAACAGGAGGACACACAGCAGGAAGACAGAGGAGGACACAGUGGAGACAAAACAGGAAGACACACAGGUGGACACACAGGUGGAUCACUCGCUGCUGCCCAAGACAACAAGGACGUUUCUUCUACAUUUUCUUGAGUUUCAGUGUGCCUGAAGUUCAACCUUUAAUAUCAGCUGACUCCUCUCUCCCCUCGGCUGUCCACCUAUUUUAUAAAAAUGAUGAUGUGGCUGGAAGAGUUUAGGAGAUUGGGCAAAGUUUUUCUGGCCAUUGUACUUAUCUUUGCUCUUCAAGGCACACACACUGAGCUGCUGCUGGUCUCUGCUGCUGGUCCCACUGAGGUCAAUGCUGUGGCCGGCAGAAACGUGACUCUGGCUGUGCCCUUCAGCGGUGCUCCUGACACAUCUGUCAUCUGGUUCAUGGGAGAUGUUUCUGUGGCCAUCUGGAUUAUUGACUCAUCCACUCCCGCAAACAUACCUGAAAACCAUAAGGAUGUGCUGAAGAUCGAACCAAAUGGAUCUCUUACAUUUGUAAAUGUUCCACUUGACUACAGCAGUAACUACACUGUUGAAAUGACAAAGCCUGGACUGGGAAAGUCUUCGGCUACUUUUACUCUGAAGGUAUUUGAAAUCAUACAGAAUGUGACUCUGAGCUCAUCUAAGUUUGCCAUAGAAGGAACUGACCGGUUCACCCUGAGUUACAGCAUGCUGCAAGGAGUGGUGGAGCAUCAGAUGUGGUUUGUCAACGGCACAGAGAUAAAUACCAACUCGCACUACUCGGUGGAGAAACAGAGUCUUGUGAUCCUCGGGCCAAACCGAAGAGAUGCAGGACAGUACAUGGUGUCACUGACGAACCCCUUCAGCAGUGAGACGGCUCACAUGAACGUCUCUGUGCUGUAUGGUCCUGAUGACCCCAAACUUGAGGCCCGUCCAGCUCAGCCGCUCUACGAGUCCGGAGACUCUCUGAGCCUCUCCUGUGAGGCUGAAGGAUUCCCACUGCCGACUGUUAAGUGGGCCUUUGAUGGUCAGACCCUGUUCGAGUCCAAUGGACGAGUCCUAAAUCUAUCAAACAUACAGACGAGUCAAGGGGGCAAUUAUACAUGCAUGCUGCUCAAUAAUGAGACCAAAGCAGAGCGCCACAAGAGCAUCAUUUUGAAGGUUUAUGAGAGGCCGUCGGGCAGCCUGAUGUGCUCCGUGCAGUCGGUGAACAACGUCACCCUGCAGUACCACUGUCGGUGGGCAGGGGGAACCCCGGAGGCUCAGCUUUCUUUCCCGGCACUGAGCAACACGAGCAGCGGAGCAGGAAACUUCAGCCUGACGGUCACCGCCACGGAUGACCUCAACGGGAAAACUGUCACGUGCCAGGCCUCCCAUCCACUUGAACAGGAUGAGUGCAAUAUUACUGCAAGUGGUCCAGUCAAGUUCCAGCCAGCGGUGAAAACCACAGUCGACGCUGACGACAAAGUAGCAGUCACUAUCCACUGCGUCAGCGAGGCCACGCCUCAGGCUGUGGUGUCCUGGUCCAAAGGCAGCCAGGCUGUCACCAACGGGACAACUUACCAGAUCAGCGCCGACACCACACAGCUCAAGAUUAGCGAUUACAACGUCACCAGCUCCCGCCUCCAAAACUUCACCUGCGUGUGCAGCAACCCAAUGGGCAGCCAAAGGAGGGAAGUUCAGCUGAGAGGACCGUCAAUCUCAGAUUUCAGUGGGUUACCUAAUCAAGAAGGAACCGUCAUCAGGUUGACCUGGGAGGUCCCGCCCACCUCUGUUGUUACAGGGUUUGACAUCCAGAUGAAAGGACCAGACCUUGUGACCGACACUAGUAAUGGCACCCAAACUAGAGGCAGCUCAGACAAGUUUCGAACCAUCCAGCACCAUCCGGGCUCUGUCAGGAGCGCGGACAUCUUCAACCUCAAUCCCAAAUCGACGUACAGGUUUCGGGUCAUCCCCAAAGCUCUUACGACUGAAGGGGAGCCAUCUGGGAUCUACAGGAUUGGUCCAGGUGAAGGUCUGAGUGGACCUGCCAUAGCGGGCAUCGCUGCAGGAAUCCCCUGCAGCCUUCUCUUCCUGCUGCUGCUGGGAGGCUUCAUCUACCUCUGUGUUUACUGCCACAAGAACAGGAGUCGGCAGACAAGAUAUCCAGUGGGCAGAGCCGUUGAGAAAGCAAUAACAAUCCAACCAGAUGCAAUCCCUCCUCAUAACCUGCUGACAGGAGGGCUGAAGUCUCUCCCUGAUUACAACAGAUUGCAGCAGACCCCGUCGGAGAGAUCAGUGGCUCUCCCCAGCUUUGUUCCUCCAGCACCUGUCAGAGUUGCUACAACCGUCUGAACUCCCGAAAAUCUGUUGUGAUGUGUGUUUUUAACUUUUGUACAGCAUGUUAUGUUUAUUAUGUGUUGUUCUAAUCUGAGAUUUUUUUUCUACAUUUUAAUCAUUAUUUUGAUUUAAAUAACUUCCAGUGUCGCACAUUUUGUUUCAGUGGGGGAAGGAUAUUUAUAGCACUUUUCUCUAUGAUCUAAGUUAAAACUCAUUUUGUAAGUGUUUUAUCAUAAUAAAUCAAAGCAUAAGCCA
Acanthopagrus latus (yellowfin seabream) is the source of this 2634-nucleotide messenger RNA. RefSeq names its product V-set and immunoglobulin domain containing 10 like (gene vsig10l). Bases 283 to 2394 code for a protein of 703 amino acids. Lineage: Eukaryota; Metazoa; Chordata; Actinopteri; Spariformes; Sparidae. The transcript is spliced from 12 exons. Gene Ontology annotation, molecular function: protein binding. The record is from RefSeq and is a predicted model, not a curated record.